This is a messenger RNA of Staurois parvus, 358 nucleotides long. The record is from the annotation of a GenBank genome assembly. Lineage: Eukaryota; Metazoa; Chordata; Amphibia; Anura; Ranidae.
AAACAGCUCCAAAAAUCAAGGGGAGUAGUUAAAUUUGCUUUUUCCACCUGAAUUCCGUGUUUGGUAAUGAAUGGGGGAAGUACAGGUGCUGCAGAAUUUGUGGGCUGUCAAUCGGGAUUGGCAAGCACAUCCGGAAGGAUACUAGGCCUGUGUGCGAAUUCUUGGUGGUUGCGGGACAAUACUUGUGCUCGCCACCUCACCAGCUUGUACUGGACUUAUGGGACUCGCAAUGUCACCAAGUCAUACUACAGUGCUGAUAUGUGAAAGACCCAAGAUUUACUAGACCGCUGGUGCUCGCCAGUUCACCAAAAGGUAGCGUGGCACUAGUACUGGCACUCUGCUGCAUAUGAGAGUCAUC